GCCCGCCGAGCCAGAGGCGCAGCGCGGUGGCUGGGUGACCUGCCCGCGCGUCCCGAGUGCCGGGUUCCCCCUGGCCCCCCCGGGCCCCUUCGGCCCCCGACAUGGUGCUGCUGGCCGGGCCGGGGCUGGAGGGCGGCGGGGCGCGCUGCGUGUCCCCGCCGCCCGCUCCCCGCGAGGAGCCCGAGGACUUCGAGGACCUGGGGGACUUCUCGGUCCUCCCGGACGCCCGCAGCGUCGCUUCGGACGACUCCUUCUACCCGCCGAGCGGCGAGGGUGAGCGGGGCGCCGAGCCCGGGCUGGGCGAGCCAGUGGGCUGCCCGGAGGAGGAGGCACCCAGCUUGCUGAGCGCGGCCGGCGCCAACGACGUGGGGCUGCUGCGGGCGCUGGUCCAGCGCGGGCCCCGAGCCGAGGAGGUGCAGGAGACGGACCGCAACGGCCGGACCGGCCUGAUUGUCGCCUGCUACCACGGCUUUGUGGACGUGGUGGUGGUAUUUGCCGAGUGCCCGCACGUGGACGUCAACUGGCAGGACAAGGAGGGCAACACCGCGCUCAUCACGGCGGCUCAGGCAGGCCACACCACCAUCACCAACUACUUGCUGAACUACUUCCCGGGCCUGGACUUGGAGCGGAGGAACGUGCUGGGCUUCACGGCCCUCAUGAAGGCUGCCAUGCAGGGCCGCACUGAGUGCAUCCGCGCCCUGAUGCUGGCAGGGGCCGACAUCCAUGCCCGAGACCCCCGCCGUGGGCUGUCCUCUCCGGAGUGGGCGGCCUUCACGGGGCGCGGGGAGGCUGUGCAGCUCAUCCAGAGGCUGCUGGAGCGGCCGUGCGCCGAGCAGUUCAGGGCCCAUUACCGGCCGGAGCUGCCCCAGGCCCGGGAGCUGGCCACCAAGCCCGCCGCCUCCAAGAACUGCCUGCAGAGGCUCGGUGACUACCUGCGCUCCACCCUGACCCCGCGCUCCCCCUGCCCUGGCCCACAAGACGGGGGCGCCCUGGACCACAUGGUCAGGAUGACCACCGGCCUCCGCAGCCCCGCUGUGGCCAUCGCCUGCCAGACUGUGUGCCCCCAGAGUCCCCCCUGUGUGGGGAAGAGGCGCCUGGCGGUGCCCGAGAUGCUAGACAACAGAGAGACCCCCGGGCCUGGGCCUGGGCAGGAUGGGCAGGGGGCAAGCACGGGGGAGCCACUGAGGACCUUGCAGGGGACUCCGAGAGCCAGCCUGCCACCCUCCCAGCUGCUGUCCAGGCCCCCCCACCGGAGGGCCAGCCUGCUGCCUCUGCUGAGGAGAAGCAGCGUGCGACCGGGGCUGGUGGUCCCCAGGGUGCGCGUGAGCAAGGCCCCAGCGCCCACCUUCCAGCCCGAGCGUGCCCCCGGCAAGGCUGCCACCAAAGACAACACCCACCUGCAACUCCCCAAGUGGAGGUACAAGGAGGUGAAGGAGGAGAAACGUAGGGCCGAGGAGGCUCAGAAGCAGCAGCUGGCGGCCGAGGCGCAGGAGAAACGCACCCCCCGUUGGAAGAAAAGGACGUGAGAGGGGCACGUGUCUGUGCCCAGGCCUGGCACCCUGCACACAGAGUCCCUGGCAGCCGGGGGGCCUGGUGGUGAGCCGGGAGGAAAGCUUCUCCCCUCUCCUGCUGCCUCCUUCCAGAUGCACAGCUUCUGGUGGUGGUGGGGAUCUGGAAAGGCUCCCCCUUGUCCAGGCUGCACCCCAGAACCAACUAGGCCCGGGCACAAGUCCAUCUGCCUCAAACCCAUCCCCCUUGGCCCCCACCAACUGGUCAACCCAAUGGGCGGCUGCCUUUGGAACCUCUGUGAUUUCUCAGACCCGUGUCUCAAAAGGUGUCUUCUGUAUCAUGCUGUGCUUUUCACCUUCCCUUCUGGAUUUGCGAGUCUCUGCCCCAAGGGGGUGGGGGACUGGGGCUCUGGGUGUUGAAGACAAAGGCUUAUUCUUAAUAAGGCGUCCAAAGCCCUUCUACGGAAGGCAAAGGUUUCCAGCAAUAAUGUCCUGUGCUCUCUAGGGCACAGAAUUCUCCUCCUAAUGGGUUUGCUGCCCCUUUCUCCUGGAGGAGCCCCAUGUGUUCUAACUAACUGGAUUAUUAGUUAUUCCACUGGAUGGAGGCAUUGGCUCACUGCAGAGGGAUCCAGCGAGAGUGAAAAGGGUCGGUCUCUUUCUCCCUUAUUUUUUCCAGCUCUCUGAUCCGCACACGCACAGUCAAAACGGUGAAACAAAGAUUGGUUUGCAGGUAUGAAACUGGACACAUCACAGCUUCCACUGGGACUCAGCCCACUGCCAGCCAGGACAGGCGAGAUUCACAGUCUUUAGCACAGUCUCCAAAAUGGUCAGACACAAAAGAGUGCCAUCCCAUAAACCCAAGCAAAACUCUGAGGAGGUCUUAUGAGGGAGGCGAGAGGAAGUUGCGUCUGCUCUUGGAGGUGCUGAGCCCCGAUGGCCUCCAGGCUGAGGAUGCAGCAGGAACAGGAGACUUGACGCAGGAACGUGGAGUAAUUCACGCAGGCUCCUCAGAUGGAUGGAAGGGGGAUUGCUAGGGCAGCGGGGACUGUCUUGAGGACUGGACAGGAGGAGGCAGAGUGGGUGGGUGGGUGGCUCUCUCCUCCUUUCCUCCCAGAGAUGCCCCAGGGGGAGGACACACUCUCCUUUCAUGGCUGCUGUCCCUGGUGUCCUGUCCAUUGACCCUGGUGCCCACUCUGCAGGGUUCCCCAGGGCUGGGAUUUGCCACUGGGGGUGUCCUGGCUAUUCCUGAUAUGAGCCGCCAAACACUGAGAGCGUGUGAAGAACCUCUGGCCGUCUGGGCCUCCGAGCACUGCUCCGCACAACACUACUUACCGACGGCACUUUAUUGAGAGAUCGUCGUGCUUGGGAGCCAUGGGCCAUUUCACAGACCAGGUCCCCUGACUGUCCUUUGGUGGGGAUGGGGUGGGGGGAGCCUGCUUCUCCCCAGUCCCUUCUUCUUGGGACCCUUAAGGACUUUGCUUUUCUAGUACAGCAACCAUCUGACCUGACCCUUGGGGUGAGCUGGGAGCUGUGGCCAGCCUUAGUCAUCUUAGGAUGUGGUCUUUCCUGUGUACCCCACCAUGUGGCCUCUCCCUGCCACGUGGACGAAUCCAUGUCAUCUCCACCCUCACCCUGAGCUCCACGCUCACUUCCAGUCUCCGUGGGCCCAGAGUCGCCAACCUGUGGUUCCCGAUACCGGCUGCCCGGCUGCCCCGAGCACUCCUGAAAGCUUUGGAGGGGCAUCAGCGGGUGGAGACAUUCCUCAAAAGGGCACGGUGCUGCCAAGUGUCUCAGUUUGCUCUGUGUUCAGGCUUAAGUCCUUGCCUCCUCCUUGUCCCUGGAAUGGCCGGAACUUGGAGCAAACAGGCUCCUGGACAGAUGUGGAGAGAGAGGUGUUGGGGAGAGGAGUCUCCCUCCAGGCUGGGGUCUCUGAAUGAGUCCCCUUGCUUGUGCUUCUCUGGCUAGUGACACCCCAAAAGUGAGGGGAGAGGGUGGAGGCAAUGAAGGGAAACAGGAGCUCCUCAAGAACUAGGGUCGGGGUGAUAGGUAGCUGGUCCGAUUUUCAGCAUCUUCAUGAUUUCUGCCUCAGCUUUCAGGACACAUUUUAUUUAUUUUAUUACGAUCCUUCUGCAGUGCUUGGACCUUAUGCAUGCAUAGCUCCAUUGCUCCCGUGAUGACUUUUUCAUUCUUUUUUAUUCUAGACAGACACACACACAGAGAGAGAGAGAGAGAGAGAGAGAGAGAGAGAGAGAUAUGCUGGAGUUCAAACUGUGCACAGCCAGAUGUGUGUCCAACUGGGUAAGCUGUCUCCUGACUCCUUCACCUCUUCUCUCUCUUUCUCCUUUUUUCCUUUCUUCCCCCCCUUUCUUUAUGUAUGCUGUUCAGCAGUGGGGACCUAGUCUCCCCAAAGUCUGCCCAGCAUCUCUGCAGAAAGGUUUCUGUGUUUUAGUGCUUUCAUCACUCUGGAUAGCUGCAUCUUCCCAUGGAGAAGCCAUGUUCUGCCAGCCGAUGGGACCGACAGACAGUCCCGUCUCUCCACGUCUGCCCCAAGCUUUCCCAUUGACAAUCCCUUGCUGUGCUCUCACUUCUUCUUUUCUUUACCUGCCUUUCCCCUUUCUUUCUUUUCUCUUUUUUCUUACUAUCUUUUUCUCUUUCCUCCUCCUCCUCUUGCUCUUCCUCCUCCUCCUCUUCAUCCUUUCUAUCAGAGCACUGCUCCACUCUGGCUUAUAGCGGUGUGGGGGACUGAACUUGGGCCUCUGGAGCCUCAAGCAGGAUAGUUCUGCAGAACCAUUAUGCCAUCUCCCCCCACCCAUCUCGCUUGCCUUUUCUUCCCUGGCCUGUUUUCUUCUCCCAAUUUGGGAGACUGAGGCCUCCCCUUUCUCCCCCUCCACCAUGAAUCCAAGGUCAGGGAUGGACAGGAAAGCAAGACCAUUCAAAGUGACAAUUUGUCUCUCUGGAAUUAGCAUGUUGUGCCCUCCUGACCGUCCCGAGUGGGUGGAGGACAGACUCUCCAGCUUCUGCACAGCUCUUGAGAGGGAGACGGCCAGGGAGGUCUGCAGACCAGCCAUUAUAAAUAGUGACGUUCAACUCAACAGGUACCUUCUCAGGGAUUUCUGUAUAAACAUAGUUGGGGUGGGGGCGGGUUGGUUUUAUUUUAAUACCUUGUAGUAUUUGAGUGGGUCGUGGUCAUGGGUCACUUGUCCAGACCCUGUGCUAGCUGCUGUUUUUGAAGAACCCGAGAGGACUUGAGGCUGAGCUGGCUCUGGGGUAGACACAAGGUCCUGUACAUUGCAUUUUGUGUCUGUGAACCCCUGGGUAAGUGAAAACUCAGCUUCCACAGAAGUGCUGGUGAUGACUGUCCAGACCCAGGAGGGUGUGUCUUCCAUUGCUCUUGCCGCCAGAACUGGUCACUGUGGGUGUGACACUGGGCAGUGAAGUGGGACCGUGGCACGGCACAGCAUUGCUUUCUGCAGAUGUGUCUGGAGCAUUUCCGGGCUGGGAAGGAAAGAGGCACAAUCUGCCAGGACCUGGGUGCUUGAUGAUCGGACACUGUAAAGCUUUGAGAGGCUAGAGAAGUGCAAACUAGACCAUUUGUGACCUUGUUGAAGCCUCCCCCUGCAGCACCUUGGGAAUGUGAGAAGGUGAAGCUGUGUCCCUUUGACAUCUCAGCUUUGGGCAGACGGGUCUCUGUGCAGAAGGACUGGAGAGAUGAUGACAUCACUCGAACAGUGGGACCUGAAUACUUCCCAGAUGCUCUGCUCACUUAUCCUGGGUGCCAGUGGGUGACCGCACCCUGAGAAGUCUCUCCCGGCAGAGGAGGAGUGACUGUUACCUCGGAAACGGAAUUCCAGACACCCAGUCCUCAGGAAGAGAUGCACCGCGAGAGACAGGUGGAUGGAGGCAGGACCAAGAUGUGGGUGUGAUGUAUCUCUGGUAGCUUCAGGUAGAAGUGCUGCGUCCCCAUGAAAAGAGUUCCAGCCCACCUGUGUCAGGUGUCAGCCGUCCCCAGGUUUACCCUGACACCCUGUCCCUCCUGUCCAUCUCAGCAGAGCAGUUUCUUUCUGGAGGGCUGAGCUUUGUCCUAUGGGUGUCCCAUUUCAGUCUGUCAGGUGACAAAGUUCUAGCAUUUCUUCAUUUCUCUGGUGUUUGGGGGAAUCCCCCUGCACGACCUCAUCCUGGUUCUGAAACCCAAACCCGUUCCCACUUGGGGGUUUGUAUGGUCUGAGCACAGGAGUACUCAUCAGACCCCCUUCAGCAUGUGUUCAGACCCACACUUCUCUGCCGGCAGCCUCCCUUCCCUCGGUAUCAGCAGGCCUGAUACCAAAGCAGUCUAAGGAGAGCGGGUCCUAUUAGACCCUCCAUUGGGUGCAUCUAGAAUUCUUUGCACGGAGCUGGUUUGACGCUUGGGUCAGCUCCUCUUCCCCCCUGCCCUUGACUCCACCUAUUUCUCCACUAGCUGUGGGAUAAUGUCCAGACUAGAUAUCCCAGCGUACCAGGUUUUGUGCUUGUCACAGGCUUGUCAUGGCUUCCUUACUCUGCAUGGCCAGUAAAGAUCUGGAACUCCUCCAACACAGGCAGGUGUCAAUGAAACCAAAGCUGGCCACAGCUGAUUGGUGCCUGUUUUGAAUGGGGAGGGGUGGGGAUCAUUUUCUGGUCAUUGCAGCCGUAGAAUCUGCUAAAAUCCCCUUAAGAAUGCUGCUUAGAAAAGACCUGGAGUGGUCCAGGAGGUGGCGCAGUGGCUAAGGCACUAAACUCUCAAGCAUGAGGUUCUGAGUUCGAUCCCCGGCAGCACAUGUACCAGAGUGAUGGCUGGUUCUUUCUCUCCUCCUAUCUUUCUCAUGAAUAAAUAAAUAAAUUAUUAAAAAAAAAAAGACCUGGAAUAUUAGUGGAGACCUCUGGCUCGUCUCCCCUUACUAGUCUAUGCAGGCUUCACUAUCCAUAAGCCCCCUUAUCAAACUGUCCUGCUGAUGUAAACGCAUCAUCUUGAAAUGAGCCAAUAAAAAUCAAGAAAGCCCAAUAUAGGGACUGCACCCUGCAUAGUCCUUUAGGCCAUGAAGUCAGUGGCCAGUCACCGCAGGCUUCUCAAGAUCUUGCUGAGUUUUGAGCGGUCAUUCCUUGUUCCUGCACCACAGGCUACAAAUCUCUCCACAACUAGCAUGUUAAAUUUCCUCUGAGGACCCAGGUUCAAGCCCCUGGUUCCCACCCACAGGAGGAAAGCUUUGUGAGUGGUGAAGUGGAGUUGCAGGUGUGUCUCUCUGUCUCUCUCCCUCUCUAUCACCCCUUUCCAUUCAAUUUCCGGCUGCUAUCCAAUAAAUCAAGAUAAUAAAAAAAUAAAAAUAAAUAAAAAAUAGAUUUCCUCUGGAGGUGAUUUUCCAAAAGAAACAGAGAAAAGUAGGAGAGAAAGAAAGGAAGAGAGGGAAAGAGAAAGAAUGAAAGAUAAAAGGAUAACAAAGAAAGGAAGGAAGGAAGGAGAGAGAAAAGGAUCCCACCACCACUAGUUUGGCUCGACUCAAUUGUGAGUGACUGCGUGAACAUCAGUGUGCAGGCUCAGCUUCUGUGAGAGGCACAGCCCUGCCAUGUCCUGUCACCCUGUGACAUUGUAUCACCAGGUCUGCGCAUGCUCACGCCUGUUGCAGAGUGUGGCCGUGUCCUCCCAGUGGCUCCCAGGAAAUGUGUGUGGUGGUUUGGAUGGGGUGUGUUCAGGAGGGACCCUCGGUGCCCCCUGCCCAGUGUCAGCUGACUCAUUCAGUGCUGAGAGGUGGCAGCUCACCUGGGAGCCCCUCAAGAGUAGGGUCUGAGCCAUCCUGGCACGUUCUGUCAACCUUUAAGUGGAGCCGUGGAGCAGAAAGGGGUCCCUUCUCCUGAGGGGGCUCCCAGAGGGCAUUCACCUUGGUCAUGGGGCAGAAGAGAGGUGGGCAUUUAGUUCUCUGAAGCUUGAUGCCCAUGCUAGCGGCAGCUUCCACGCUGGAUUCUGAGGAAGCUCUGGGGUGUCCCUCAAAUCUGCCCAAGUGUCUCAGAGGCUCUCUGGAGCCAAAGUUCACACCCUACGGUUCUCGAGAGAAACCGUUUUACCGUAAUGCCCCCCACACUGCUUUCCAAGAAAUGCUCCAGUGAGAUCCAAAUGACGCUGUGAGUCCAGGUCCAGCUGCGGGUGCCGGCUUUCUGUCACACUUUGGAAGGUCACAUGGACACACUUUAAUAACUUUAAUAUCCGGUUUUGAGCAGAACAUCCUGGAAGCUGGUUCGCAACCGCAUUGCUAGUAGAAUUAGUCACAAAAGGAUGUUCCAAGCCCAGAAAUGUUACCAGACACCCUAUGAGCCUUUGGGGAAGAAGCUUCAGGAAUUUGGGUAACACAACCAUUCAGGCAAGCAGAGAAGACAAACCCUGUUGAGUUUCCCGUCAUCCACACCUGCGUUCAGAAGGUGUCUGGGGGAGUCGGGCGGUAGCGCAGUGGGCUCUGCGCAAGGACUGGCAUAAGGAUCCAGGUUCGAGCCCCCGGCUCCCCACCUGCAGGGGAGUCGCUUCACGGUCGGUGAAGCAGGUCUGCAGGUGUCUGUCUCUCCCCCUCUGUCUCCCCCUCCUCUCUCCGUUUCUCUCUGUCCUAUCCAACAACGACAACAUCAAUAACAACAACAAUAAUAACUACAACAAGGGCAACAAAAGGGAAUAAAUAAAUAUUUAGAAAAAGAAGAAGGUGUUUGGGCGUGUGUGCUGGCAAUGGGGAACUUAUGAUCAUCUUACGAAGCAGACUGAAGCAUGGCCUGUGGAAGUUCAAGACAUAGUGUCAUUUUAAUAAAAAGCUAUUUUUCUGACUGUAAAGCAAUAUCCAUUGUCACUUCUGAAAGCUCAAAGGUUUUAGGAGAUUUCAAAGGUGUUGAUUGCGGGUGCCACUGUGUCCACUUUUUAUGUUUUCUUUGGGGGAGGUGAGUUUGUUACAGUUUCUAAAAGGUAUUUUCCUGUUUUAGAUCUCAGGGCUAUUUGGGGAAUUACAAAGAAAUGUAACCCUGCCAGCACCUUCAACUCUUAAAGGCCCAAAGGUCAAUGAUCUCCUAAGCUAAAUGUGAUGCAUUUAUCCAGCAGAAAGAAUGUACUUUUUCCCUUUUUAACUUUUAACAAUGUAUGUAUAUAAUGUUCAGAAAGUAUAAAAGAUGUGAUCAUGUAAAAAAAUAUGGGGAAAUUGUGGUGAAAGAACUAAAAAUUAUUUGUGAAAUAAACACUCUUAAAGUAUAA
Messenger RNA from Erinaceus europaeus (western European hedgehog), 8739 nucleotides. It is a transcript of the gene ANKRD33B, whose product is annotated as ankyrin repeat domain 33B. Gene Ontology annotation, molecular function: protein binding. The record is from RefSeq and is a predicted model, not a curated record. The transcript has 4 exons. Bases 102 to 1526 code for a protein of 474 amino acids. Lineage: Eukaryota; Metazoa; Chordata; Mammalia; Eulipotyphla; Erinaceidae.